Molecule: messenger RNA, 1231 nt
Organism: Ricinus communis (castor bean)
Lineage: Eukaryota; Viridiplantae; Streptophyta; Magnoliopsida; Malpighiales; Euphorbiaceae
Product: syntaxin-71
Exons: 10
Coding region: 275-1078 (267 amino acids)
Biological process (GO): vesicle fusion; intracellular protein transport
Cellular component (GO): membrane; endomembrane system; SNARE complex
Molecular function (GO): SNARE binding; SNAP receptor activity
Source: RefSeq, a predicted model, not a curated record
GAUUAGUCCAAAACCAAUUUUUGACGGAACACGCGGCAACAAUCAAACCGAAACCGCAACUAAAAGUAAACUUACAUGUACAACCCAACAACAGACUAGCUUUCUCUCUCCCUUUGAAACUCUCGCGGUCUUCUCUUGGUGCUGCCGUCCCCUGUCUAUCUUUCCUUUUUGUUCAUUUCUAACUGCUACUUCAACACAGUCAAAAUAAACUCUCCCUGAAUAAACACUUUCAGUUUUUAAGAUAAUCAGGAAAACGAAGAAGAAGAAGAAGAAAAUGAGCGUGAUCGAUUUGAUAACAAGAGUGGAUGCGAUUUGCAAGAAAUAUGACAAAUACGACGUCGGUAAACAAAAGGACCUUAACGUUGCUGGCGAUGAUGCCUUUGCUCGCCUCUACGGCGUCGUUGAGGCUGACCUUGAUUCUGCUCUUCAUAAAUCAGAAUCGGCAGCGACAGAUAAAAAUAGAGCUACAGUUGUUGCUAUAAAUGCGGAGAUACGAAGAACUAAGGCUCGAUUGCUUGAGGAACUCCCUAAACUGCAGAGACUUUCUCUUAAAAAGGUCAAAGGACUUUCAAAAGAAGAGCUCGAGGCUCGUAGUGAUUUAGUUACUGCAUUAAAAGACAGAAUUGAAGCAAUACCUGAUGGAAGUGCAAACACAGUUAAACAAACUAGUGAUUGGGCGGCGCCUUCCACUUCACAUGCUGGAAUCAAAUUUGACUCAACUUAUGAUGGUAGCUUCGAUAAUGAAUAUUUCCAGCGAACUGAAGAAUCAGACCGUUUUAGGCAGGAAUAUGAAAUGCGUAGAGUGAAACAGGAUCAAGGUUUAGAAGUUAUAGCAGAAGGAUUGGACACUCUGAAAAACAUGGCACAUGACAUGAAUGAGGAAUUGGACAGACAAGUGCCUAUGAUGGAUGAAAUAGAUGACAAGGUUGAUAGGGCAACCUCAGACCUCAAAAAUACUAAUGUGAGACUUAAGGAUACUAUCAACAAGCUGAGGUCCAGUCGCAACUUCUGCAUUGAUAUCAUCCUCUUGAUUAUAAUUUUAGGAAUUGCUGCUUACCUGUACAAUGUUUUGAAGUGAAGCACUGCAGCAGCCCACUUCCACGGUCGCCAAUAUAUACUGCAAAGUAUCUACGGCUUGUAAUUUCUAUGUUCAUCAUCAACUGGAAGUUGUCGUCUGAUUUUAGAGGAUAAUAUGACUAAUCAAUCCUAGUCUGUCAGCAGGUUUUUUUUU